GCACCGGACACGCCGGACGGUGAACGCCAUUGAACAACGGGGUUACGCUGCCUGCUGAGCAGAUAUAUUAGCUGGGUGUCGUUGAAAUCUUAUAUUUGAAUUGCUCCCGCAGAAAGUAUUAUUUCUACUGUCUGCACAACAAGGUCUACUCCUUGACCAUUGAUCUAACGUUUGAGGUGUAAGAAGCAGUGUUUGUUCGCAGCUCUCCAUAAUGUCUCACACCAUUCUGUUGGUUCAACCGAGUGCCAAGGCCGAGUCACGCAGUUACUCAGACUACGAGAGUGUCAAUGAGUGCAUGGAAGGUGUGUGCAAAAUAUACGAGGAGCACCUGAAGAGGAUGAAUCCGAAUACGCCCAGCAUCACGUACGACAUCAGCCAGCUGUUCGACUUUGUCGACCAGCUCAACGACCUCUCCUGCCUAGUGUACCAGAAGAGCAGCAACACUUAUGCGCCCUACAACAAGGACUGGAUCAAGGAGAAGAUCUACAUUCUGCUCAGACGGCAGGCCUCCAAGGCCCAGUGAGCGGCAGCCGCCAACGCCCGGAUCGGCGCCGCAGCGCACGUCUCAUGUGUUUCUCAUCCUGGGAGAGGGCGGACCGAGCGGCCGUCCGCGGCUCGAUGGACGGCGGGCGGUACGUGGGGAGAGGGUGGGAGGGAGCCAGGGGGACAACUGUCCAUGUCGCAACUCCGAGUCCAAGUCAUGUCCAGAUGAUAGCGUUGUCAUUCUAAUAAACAUUUCGAGGUAAUCAUGGA
Messenger RNA from Amphibalanus amphitrite, 753 nucleotides. Its product is annotated as enhancer of rudimentary homolog. The transcript has 5 exons. The coding region runs from base 212 to 523 and encodes 103 amino acids. NCBI's taxonomy places the organism in Eukaryota, Metazoa, Arthropoda, Thecostraca, Balanomorpha, Balanidae. The record is from RefSeq and is a predicted model, not a curated record.